GGCUCUCCGAUUUAUCAUAGUCUUUCUGAGAGAGGUUCUGACUGGUGAGGAAGAUCUUGUGAAAUCCGCCAAAAAGGCAUAUGAGAAUUCUCUGAAAAGAUUUCAUGGGUGGAUGGUUCAGGGAGUUUUCUCAGUAAGUUACAUUGGCAAAAACAUGAUUUUUUGACAUUAUGGCCAUACAGAAGGUCACCUUUUUUUAGAUACCUAAAAAUAGUUUCAAUGGCAGCUUCCUCCACAAAUAAGGCAGAAAUGUUGCAUGCUAAAACAAGCUUUCAAAUUAUGUAAUACAGUUUACUAUGGAUGCCACAGUAUUUGAAAGAGAUUAGAUUUCCACAUGUUGUUUAAGGUUUGGAAUCAGGAUUUUGUGAUUGGGCUUUACGUCUUACCUUGGAGAUGAUGUUGAGGAUACGUGUUAAUAUUUUGUUUUAGCAGUGUCUCUUAAUCUUGAGGUGCUAGGUUCAAGACCUUCAUCUUUCAUCCUGCCUCAACGUUAUCCAUCACUGCUCUUGAACAUGUUUAUCCACGUGUAGAUCCCUGAUUCCUCACAACUUCCCAAAUUGAACACCAACAAGCUCAUAGAAAGUUGUGAAGAUCCUCAGUUGUGAAGUAUUCACUUGAAAACAUCAUUUUACUCCUUGUAUGGGACAACAACAACAAGAAGAAAGCUUCAAGCACAAACAGUGUUGAUGUUAAGCUGUAGGCACUCCCAUUGAAGAUCUUUCUAGAGCUAUCCUAGACUACCCCUGUGAGUUUGAUUGGGACUUGUAAACCAGAAUUUGUAGCCUAGCUUGGUGGCUUUUCACUCCCCAACCUCAUGGCAUUGCUCUAAGCACUGAUCACCACUUUUCUGAGUGUACACAACAAAGGCCUUUCUCUCUGUAAAUUUACAUUUUCCCUUGAAGAAAUGUUUGUGGUUAGACACUGUGCAUUCCAAAUUGAUGACGUAGGGCCAUGGAGCUCAGGAGAUCUUCUCUGAUUGGUUAGAACUGUGUGGAAAUGAUCAAAACAUGUUGUAACUAAUAGGAUGCAGUAAACGGCCCAUUCUCUGAACAGCUACGUUAGGGGUGUGAAAUUUCACAGGUCAAACCUCAGACAGCACCCUAGUUGGGUAGGGAUUGAACAGGAAGAGAUUGACGUCAACUCAGUAAGCUCACUGUGUCACACUAAUGUGGCUCCAAGCUUGAAAUUUAUGCAGAUUCUCAUCCAAAAUGACUCAAAUCUCUGUUUAGUCCAAAUCUUUAACACUGCAACUGGGAAGAAUUGGAAAUAGUUACAGUAUAUUUUUCUUGGAAUAAUUAAGUACAGUCUUUGAAGUGAUAAGUGUGCUGGAUCCAUGUCUCGUAUCACUAAGCCUUGUGUGUUUGCACUUAAGAGAGAUGUCACUUGGUUUGUAAUCUGUAUCAUAAAGUGCUUGUUUAUCUCACAUUCUUGACUUUUUGUUCUUGGUUGAUGUGCGUUGUGCAGUGCCUGUCUGUCCAAGCAAUAAUUGGAGUAUCCUCAAUUUAGCUCACAAAGAGGAGUGAUAAAAAAUUGAAAAUACUGUGAAGGGAUAAUGAUAUGCAGGUGUAUGAUGCUUUGUGAUGUCCCUGAUACUGUUCACCUGUUGAUAAAGUUUUAAAAAUUUAAUCGUUUAUUUCACUAACAUUUAUUUAACUGAAAGAAAAAAAGGAAUGAAAGUCUGUUUUGUCACUGUUUUGAAGUCCAAGUCAUGUUUUCAUGAGAUCUUGAUACAGUGUAGCAUUUGACUGUUAGAAUGACUGUCUAAUUUUAGAUGGUAGUAAAUCUGACACUUUAAAAGAUCAGACGUUUUCCUGCUUAGUUGAGCAACUUCCUAUCCUAUUUCCUAUUUAUAUAUUAAAUUAUAAGAGGACAAUGUAUCUUUUUUUUCUUUUCUACCUGUAGCUUGCCAUGAAGGCUGUGCCUUACCGUAAGGACUUCAUUGACAAACUUGGUCGUAAUAAAGUCGACGAAGAAACUGUGUUGAGGGAAAUGAAAGAGUUUGUUGAUCUCUUGGAGGCAAAUUUAGAAGUUGUGGAAGAAUUUUAUCAAAAAAAUAAUUUGGAAACCUCUCAGGUGCAAUAAUAAGUGCAGAAUGUAAGGUAAAUAUAGACUGGUUAAUUUGAAUUUGAACUACUCAGGGAUUUUGGAACAUGGCUGUGGGAUAGGAGGUAUGAACCAGUCGUUCAAAGGAGGUCUAAAGGCUUCAAUUUAAGAUAAUCAAUAGACAUCCAGUUUUCUUCAUAAGAAUGAAUGAGUUGUCAUGACGUAAUUAAAUUUUUUCUAGUUCUUUUCACCGCAAGCUUUCCUGACACUGAUGAUAAAUAUCGAUGUUUAAAUAAAACAUUUGGCUUUGUUGGAGAUCGAAGGCAGUUGUAUUGCUAAAAACAAACUGAACUUUGUGUGAAUAGGUGUCCCUAUUAUGUUAGAAUAGAACUUUUGAGAUUUCUGUUAGCCAACUGUUUAGUGCAAUGACUGUAUUUUUGUAUUUAAUUCAUAUUUCAACUUCUCUUUCUUUUUUAAAACUAGCCAGUGAUUAUCUAUUUUGGUGAAGGGGGACAUUCAGUUGGGACUUGGAUGUUAAUAAGGCAGUAUUUGAUAAGGAUGGUGUUGGGGCAAUGUUAUUUUUCAAAUAAUGAAAAUUAUUGUAAGAGCACUUAAAAUGUGCUCUUUGAAUUAAGAUAAACAAAAGAGUAUUUAUGUCUGAAUUGGUCAAAAUAAACAAUGUUAAUGGGACAGUUUUAAGCUUGAAUUGAAGUACAAGUCUUUGUUAACGAACCUUUGUAGCAAAACUGUGAUGUGUAUGUAAGGUUUAAAGUGUAAUCUUUGAUGUGAUGGAUCCUUUUCUUCAGUUUAGAAGAAGAAACAAAUUAAUCUUGACUAAAACGUUAUUCAAAAGUUGCACUAUACUGGUACUUCAUUUAACGAGGUACGAGUGAUGUGAAACAGGAGUUGUGAGCAAGGAAUCAGACACAUGUAAGAGAGAGAGAAUGUACUCUCUUCUCUGUAUUUUAGCUCUCUCUCAUUCACUUUGAUUGUCUUAUAUCAGAGUUGCUACACGCAAAGCUGAAUCAUGAUAUUCAGCCAAGGAAGAGUAUAAAUUGCAUAUAGAGAUAUUUAUGUUUUUCAUAUACCAGUGAAGGCAAUAUUUAAUGUAUUGACUCACUGUUCUGACGCCAAUAUCGCCAUGUAUUAACAUUUACAAUGUGUGACACAUUUUCAAUAAUGGGAAAAGCCAUGCAAAAACUGAUUCAAUUGACAACAUAUUUUAAAUAGUGAUGAUUGAACUAAAGAGAUUGCAGUUCAUAAGAAUGAAAUAGCAGGUCAUGGGUGCUGGAAGCAUAAAGGGUGGUUGGGGUUCUUGUUCCUUCCCUGAAAAGAUUUUGUUAUUGAGGUCUCUACAAGAUUCCAUUUCCAGCAGUUGAGAUUAUGAACAAAUGCAAGCAAUGCAUGAACUGAAUGCAGUCC
Pocillopora meandrina is the source of this 3465-nucleotide messenger RNA. The record is from the annotation of a GenBank genome assembly. Lineage: Eukaryota; Metazoa; Cnidaria; Anthozoa; Scleractinia; Pocilloporidae.